AUGUAUUCGGGUCCUUACAAUAGUGCACCUGCGGGUAAUCCCUACGGUGGCCCUCCGCAGAUGUCCUCUGGUGGUCCCUACGGCGCAGGCGCCCCACAGGCGGGCCCCGGCCCCUAUGGUUCGUCCAUGCCUUCGGCCAACGCAGGCCCUUACGGUGCCCCCGCGGGGCCCUAUGGAGCCCAAGCCCAGGGAGCUUCUGGCCCCUAUGGCGCGUCGCAGGCUGCUCCACAGCCAGCAUCGGGCCCUUAUGGGUCAACUGCCCCUGGAUACGGUGCGUCAGCCCAGCCUUAUGGAGCCGCUGCUUCCACCGCAGGCGUCGGCCCCUACGGCGCAGGCGCUCCAUCGAUGGGUGGUAGCGGGGUCGGUGGUCCUGGGCCGUACGCAAACCCUGGUGGCCCUUACGGCUCAUCGGGCCAGCCACCUGCAGGGCUGUACGGCUCUGGCGCCCAGCCAGGUAUGAUGGGAGGUCCUUACGGCGCACAAGGGCAGAUGGGCAUGGGUGGUCCCGCUCCAGGGUACGAGCAGACUCGGAUCCCGGGAAUGGACGUAGGCGGGUAUAGCCAGGGUCCUGUUGGGGGCCCGCAGACCAUAGAACCGAUCGAAGAGGUCAAGAGAGUGCGCUUCCACAUGACGAACGGCUACGAGUUUUCUCUCUCCAUCGCAAUUCCUCACAAGACCCUUGUCCCUCGCACAGAGUGGAUUCAGGACAAGGACGUGAACAACUGCCAGGGCUGCGACACGGCAUUCACACUUCUUAACCGCCGCCACCACUGCCGUAGGUGCGGACGCAUAUUUUGCAAUGCUUGUUGCAUCAAGCCAAUUGAUAUCCUGAGCGAUACUGGAACAGACAGGCUUUGCAAACUCUGCAAGGCUGUCAUGCUUGUGGUGGACGGGCCUCCCAAUCCCCUUGCUUACGACGUAAAGCAGUUUCUCGAGGACCAGAGCUUAUCUGUGUAUCUCACGUCGCAAGACCACUUAAUGGCCGCCGAAUACAUCCGCCUUAUCCAGAACAACCUCAGGAACAACGACUCUCGCACAUUUCUGAUGCAAUACAGGCCGCAGCUCAUCUAUAGAGCAGUCGAGCUUUUGGACCAGGCUGUUCGUUCAAUCGUUGAUCAUGCCUCUCGGGUUCACUACAUCACGCUCCCGCAGUCCCAGGGCGGAUAUGCCAUCCCGAACGGUCCCCAAAUGAUGAAUCUCCGAGAUGCAUCAACCAUCAUUUCACACUCACUCGGCCUCUUGAUCAACCUGACGAGCACAUCGAACAAGCAAUUUGCUAGCGCCUUGGCCUACAUCCGCGAGGUAGACACAAUUGGCAUAAUAGUCUCGGUCCUUACUCCAGAGGUGGACCUGGUCAAGCAGGAGUUGGCGAUUUGGGCUCUCCGCAACAUUACCGCAGAUCCAGGGUGCAUUCCUCGCAUCAUGGAGCAUCGCAACUUUGUUCCUGGAGUGGCGCGCCUCCUCGGCACCGCUGUCCGUGCAACGGGAGAGUUCAUUACAAGCCUGAUUGGAAACAUUGCCCUUGCUGCUCCUGACUAUGUUCCGCGUCUCCUGCCGUCCAACCCUAUACCGAAUAUGGUCGAUACUCAUGAGAUCCUCAAGUUUAUCAUGCAUAAUAUAGACAUCACGGCGCAUGUCACACAGUGCAUGGCCAUGCGCCUGAUGGGUCUCUUUGCCAAGAACGCGCACUCUAAGGAUAUCCUCAUCAACUACAAGGUUCACGAGUCCAUUGUGGCUGCUUUAGCUAAGCGUGCUGUUGAGUUCUUUACGACUGCGGGCAAUUCCGCGGCCAUGGCCCUCGACUCGGCUCUUCGCUACGUCAGAUCAGAGACGAUGGCAAACCCCAUGAAGGACGUUAACGAGGCCUACGUCAUGUCUGGCGGAUUCUUCGCCUUAGGGUGCUUUGUGGAGCUUGACGAGGAGGCUGUGACAAAGGCGAUCAUUGACGGAAUCUUUGGUUCUCGCGAGCUGACUCUUUACCUCAUGAAGUCCAUCUCCCGAGAGACGGCGUACACCUGUGUUGAGAGUUCCUACUUCCUUCGUGUUCUUCUUGCAGGUAGCACUAAGGAGGUGUCUGACCGAAUCAUCGGAGACGAACAGUACAAGAGUGAUUUCAUACGCAACGUUGUCAUUGUCCUCGACCGCCCCUUCAUUAUGGAAACAGUCACCACCAAUUGCCAGUCCAUGCUGUCUGCGCUGCAGAACAGCGACAAUAGCUCUUUAGCUACCGAAAUAAAUACUCGGCUCAAGGGAGGCGCCGGUUCGCAGGGCCAGGGUGGAGUUAACAUUGCGGAGGCCUUGUCUUCGAACUAUGCCGGCGCAGAGAUGAACGAGACAGAUCUCAAGAGGCAGGCUACAGGCCCCUAUGGAGUCCCCAGUGGUAUGAACAUUUCUGGAAUCCCCAACCCAUAUUCAAUGCCCCAGCAACAGUGCCCUGUGAUCCCGCAACAAGGGUACCAGGGACAACCGUCAGCAAGCCUCUAUUCUGCAGGCCAGCCUCCUGUCUCUGCUGUUGGGGGCCAAGGUUUUGGGCAGUCUGGCGGGAUGUAUGGCCAGGGAGUUCCGCAGCCGGCUUCGGGGGCACCUGGGCCGUACGGCUCUUCCGUUGCCUCCAAUCUGUACGGAGCUGUUUCCUCGUCUAAUCCGUAUGCUGCGGGUAACCCUUCUGCGGGCUCUAACAUGGGACCGUAUGGUGCGCCCCAACAGGGCUACUCUGGAGCCGUUUCGGCACCAGCGCCUAUGUCAGGCUCUUAUGGGGCUGGAGUUCCUGUCUCGACAUAUGGAUCCACUCCAGCGCCCGCCGGGCCUGGGGCUUCUGGGCCCUAUGGAGCACCACAGACUUCCAACCCCUAUGGUGCCCCUGCACCCGCCUCGAAUCCUUAUGGCGCCGCAACGGCACCAAAUCCUUAUGGGGCUCCUAGUGGAUCUAAUCCGUAUAAGACGUCUAGUUUUCACAGUGAGGAGCUGGCGUGA
This is a messenger RNA of Giardia duodenalis, 2973 nucleotides long. Its product is annotated as FYVE zinc finger domain-containing protein. Bases 1 to 2973 code for a protein of 990 amino acids. The record is from RefSeq and is a predicted model, not a curated record. NCBI's taxonomy places the organism in Eukaryota, Fornicata, Diplomonadida, Hexamitidae. Gene Ontology annotation, molecular function: metal ion binding. The transcript has a single exon.